Molecule: messenger RNA, 4230 nt
Organism: Oreochromis niloticus (Nile tilapia)
Lineage: Eukaryota; Metazoa; Chordata; Actinopteri; Cichliformes; Cichlidae
Gene: itga6a
Product: integrin, alpha 6a
Exons: 26
Coding region: 97-3312 (1071 amino acids)
Biological process (GO): cell-cell adhesion; integrin-mediated signaling pathway; leukocyte migration
Cellular component (GO): integrin complex; external side of plasma membrane
Molecular function (GO): integrin binding
Source: RefSeq, a predicted model, not a curated record
GCUUUCAGUCAUCAAUUGACAGAGCAGAGAGUAGCUGCGGGGUCCUGCAGGGGCUCUUAACUUUGGGACCGUUGGGCACAUCUGGACGACGCUGCAAUGCUGCUGCAGGGAGGACGCUCUGCUGCUCACGCUGCACUUUUAUUCUUCGUUUAUGGCCUGGAGGCAACUUUUGUGCUCGGCUUUAACCUGGACACCGAUCAUGUCCUCAGGAAAGACGGAGAGCUCGGCAGCCUGUUCGGCUUUUCUCUGGCCAUGCACCGGCAGCUCAACCCGGACAAAGUCAUGGUACUGAUUGGUGCACCCAGAGCCCGGUCUUUGGAAAACCAAAAAGCCAAUAUCACUGGAGGCCUGUAUAAAUGUGAAGUCACCCAGUCUAAUAAUUGUGAGCGUAUCAAAUUUGAUGAUAAUGCGGAUCCGAGAUCUGAGAAUAAAGAGAAUCAGUGGAUGGGGGUGUCAGUGAAGAGUCAGGGACCUGGGGGAAAGAUUGUGACAUGUGCUCAUCGCUAUCAGAAGCGUUUGAAUGUGAAUACUCCAGAGGAGACUCAUCACAUCCCCGGACGUUGUUAUAUUCUGAGUCAGGACCUAACCAUUGACCCUCAGUCUUCUGAGGAUGGAGGUGAAUGGAAAUUCUGCGAUGGCAGACCUGAAGGCCAUGCAAUGUUUGGAACAUGCCAGCAAGGACUGGCGGCUACUUUCACCAAUGAUUACCAUUACAUGGUUUUUGGAGCAGUGGGAGCUUACAACUGGAAAGGGAUAGUGCGAGUGGAGCAAAAUAAUAGUACUUUUGUGGACAUGGGAAUAUUUGAUGACGGCCCAUAUGAAGUUGGGAAUGAAAAAUUUAGGAACCCUGAGUUUGUGCCUGUACCUGCAAACAGCUACCUCGGAUUCUCUCUUGAUUCGGGACACCACAUCACCACUAGGGGUAAGCUGACAGUGGUGGCUGGAGCGCCCAGGGCCAAUCACAGCGGAGCUGUAGUCCUGUUCAAGCAGGACAUUGUAGCAGGAAACCUCUCAACAGAGUACAUUCUGCAUGGUCCGGGUCUGGGAUCCUGCUUUGGAUACGACGUGGCUGUAGUGGACCUGAAUAACGAUGGGUGGCAAGACAUAGUAAUAGGAGCCCCUCAGUUCUACAUGAAGGGUGAAGACAUUGGGGGAGCUGUUUAUGUUUACAUCAACAAUGCAGGAGUGUGGGAAGGAAACACUCCUGUCCGUCUAAUAGGGACCAAAGACUCGAUGUUUGGAGUGGCAGUAGAGAACAUCGGCGACAUCAAUCAAGACUCAUAUAAAGACAUUGCGAUUGGAGCUCCGCAGGAAGAUUCUGGGACAGGAAAAGUCUACAUUUAUCACGGCUCUGCACAGGGAAUCAAAACGACCCCUGCACAGAUCCUUUCAGGGAAAGACCACAACAUUCGAUUUUUCGGAUAUUCUCUGGCAGGAAACAUGGACCUGGAUGGUAACUCUUAUCCAGACUUGGCUGUAGGCUCUCUGUCAGAUUCAGCAAUAAUUUACAGAACAAGGCCAGUCAUUAGCCUCAACAGUGUUGUCAAAGUGUCUCCAAAUGAAAUAAGUCUUACAAAUAAGACGUGUGGGGACCGUGUUUGUUUCACUGUGAUGGCAUGCUUUUCCUACAAAGCUAAUCCUGCAUCUUAUAAUCCAAAGCUAACUGUUAGCUAUGAUGUGGAGGUGGACAGAGCUCACAGGAGAGGACUGACUUCUAGAGCGAUGUUCUUAAACGACUCCAGCUCUGAACUGGAAUACCAGUUCAACGGCACCUUAAAACUCAAAGAGCAAAAUCAGCAAAAGUGUAUCAACCUAAUAGCCAGACUUAAGGAUAACAUCAAGGACAAGAUGCGUAGCAUUCCCGUUGAGGUGUCGGCAGAUAUAAGUACAAAACAAGGGGAAUCAAAUAAUGGCCUCCCUCCCAUGAAUCCCAUUUUAGACGCCACUCAACCAAGCAAAGUCAUUUCUGAGGUGAACUUUCUAAAAGAAGGAUGUGGAAGCGAUCAUAUUUGCAAGAGUAACCUAAAGAUGAAUUACAGUUUACACUACAAAGAAGCCAACAAAGAAGAGUACCCCCCGUUAGAAAAGAGCGAGAACGACAUCCCAGAGUUUAUUGUGAAAUCCCAGAGGAAGGACUUGGCUGUGUUGGUGACAGUAAGCAACAUGAAUGGUAACGAUGCUUAUGAGGCAAAGCUGGUGGGGACCUUCCCAAAUACCAUGUCAUAUUCUGGAGUCCGCACCGAUCCAAAAACAAUGGAAAACCCGAUCACCUGUGAUGCAAAUGUAAACAGCUCUCAAGCAGAAUGCGAGCUGGGAAAUCCUUUUAAGAGAAACUCACAGGUUGCCUUUAAAGUCAUCCUGAGUGCUGCACAUCUGACUUUAGACACCACUGAGAUUGAGAUCGAUCUGCAGCUGAAUACGACCAGCCACCAAGCAGCAAUCCAUGUAAAAGUAAAGUGUAAAGUGAUCAUUGAAUGGCCUUUGUCUGUCUCUGGGGAAGCUAAUCCUACCCAGGUGUUUUUUGGAGGUGUUGUGAGAGGAGAAAGUGCAAUGAAGUCAGAAGAAGAAAUUGGAAGUUCGAUUAACUUUACUUUCACUAUAAACAACUCGUGGAAGCACUUGAAACCGUCUUUCGAAACCUCACUAAACAUUUAUUGGCCCAAAGUACAUAAAAAUGGGAAAUGGCUUCUGUACCUGAUGAGCAUCGAUUCUGAAGGACCAGAGAAAAUCCAUUGCUCCCCUAAAACUGAGAUCAACCCUCUGAAUAUUGCUCAGCAGUCCUCUGUGUCUCGAACAAAACGAGAAAUUAUGAAAGAAGAAAGAAAAACUGGUGGAAAAACGUCUUCGCUGAAGGAGAAGAAGAGAGUUUUUUCCUGUGAAGAUGGGAUGGAAAAAUGUGUGGUGUUCAAGUGCCCCCUGCAGGGGCUCGAUGGUACAGUAAUCGUAUUGAGAUCCCGUCUGUGGAACUCAACCUUUAUUGAGGAGUAUGCCCCUAGUUCAACUUUGUCAGUAAAAGCCACACUUGAAUUUGAUACUCAGAGGGAAAACGUCAUACUGACCAAUCAAAACAUGACUGUGAGUGUGAAUGUGUCCCCUGACAAUGAAGGAGCUAAGCAUCAGGGAGGAGUUCCCUGGUGGAUCAUCCUGGUGGCAGUUCUCAUAGGAGUAUUGAUUUUGAUUCUAUUGGUUUAUCUGCUGUGGAAGUGUGGUUUCUUCAGGAGACCAUCUAAAGACCAGUACAAUGCUGCGUAUCAGAAGGCAGAGAUCAACAUUCAGCCGUCUGAAAAAGAUAAACUCAGUGCUGAGGACUGAUAUAUACGCUGUGAACAUGGUGUGGAUUCUUCAAACGCUCCAAAGAAAACGACAGCGUCCCUCGUUACCACGCAGUGCGGAUAAGAAAGGAAACUCCUCAGCACAAAGAUGGAAAAGUGAAACCCGAUCCGUUUGAAAAAAAGCAGUGGAUGACGACUUGGAUCGACAAUGAAAGUUACUCAUGACCUUUUUCUGCUCAGAUCUUUGAACGAAGACAAAACUGAACUUAAUAAUUUCAUUAACAUGUUGCUUAGUGAUAGGUUUUUUGUUUUCUUUUUGGCUAAAUGCAGAAAAUGCUUUCCAGAAAUUAUUUGGGUUGGGGACUUUUUACACUGUAUAGCCGAUGAACUAUGUUUUCUAAUCGUUGUAUAUAUUUGAAUAUGUCUGCGCAUUUUAUAUUUAUAAUUUUUUUUUUGAGAAAAAGAGAAAUCAAAUCAAGCAACCAAAGUAUUAUCCACUCGUGUUUGGAGCCGAAUAACAACGGGCAAAGUUUACUGCUGUUUUUAAAGUUGUACUGUCUCACUGGAAGCCUGAGGUCUGUUCACAGAAGGUACAGCCAGUCACUGUAAUAUGAAUGUAAAUGAGAUUUUUUUUCUGUGAAUGGUAAAUAUGUAAACUUUCUGUUUUUUCUUCUUUGAAAUGACAUUUAGGUACAUUGUCUUGUCACAAAAAAUAGAUAUUUGCAAAUAACUGUGUGUGAGUCUAAUGUGAGAGCAGCUCCAUUUUUCCUCUCUGCUCACAUUAGCUCACCUUGUUUCUCACAUAUGAAUCGCAUCUACUGUACUAUCGAGCCUCACUUUUUGGUCUCUGUGGGGAAUUCAAAGCGAAGACGGUGAAAAUCAAGUGAAACGCUUUAAUUCAAAAUGCCUUUUUUUUAAAAAAAAGUUUUUGCCAAGUAAAUUAAAAAUGCUUAAAGAA